Molecule: messenger RNA, 3534 nt
Organism: Musa acuminata AAA Group (dessert banana)
Lineage: Eukaryota; Viridiplantae; Streptophyta; Magnoliopsida; Zingiberales; Musaceae
Product: cyclin-T1-3-like
Exons: 8
Coding region: 165-1808 (547 amino acids)
Biological process (GO): positive regulation of DNA-templated transcription, elongation; regulation of transcription by RNA polymerase II
Cellular component (GO): cyclin/CDK positive transcription elongation factor complex; nucleus
Molecular function (GO): cyclin-dependent protein serine/threonine kinase activator activity
Source: RefSeq, a predicted model, not a curated record
CUUCGGGUUCAGCCCCUUCCCCGCUCCUUUCAGCUCACCGUCUUCUCCGUCGCUCUCCGCUCCGCUCCGCGUAGCUUCGCUCGCCGCUGCCGCAGAAGGCCGGCAGGGACUACUGAAAUUCAUCUUUAUUCUGCUGUAUACGAUAGCAUAACAAAUAAUGAUACAUGUCUGACAGGUCGUUAUUGGCUGGUUCUCUACAAGGCAACACCUCUGAUUAUGGAAUGGUUAAAAGGGGGCAUAGUUCAUAUGAUAAGCUGGAUGAACCUAAUUGUUUUGGUUCUAGAUGGUAUUUUUCUCGCAAGGAAAUUGAAGAAAAUUCUCCAUCCAGAAGAGAUGGAAUUGAAUUGAAGAAAGAGAAAAAUCUUCGGAAUUCAUACUGCAGUUUCUUGCAGGAUUUGGGCAUGAGGCUUAAGUUGCCUCAAGUGACAAUAGCUACUGCUAUUGUGUUUUGUCAUCGCUUUUUCCUUCGCCAAUCCCAUGCAAAGAAUGACAGAAGGAUAAUUGCAAUUGCUUGCUUGUUCCUUGCUGGAAAGGUUGAAGAUACUUCUCGCCCACUAAAGGAUGUCAUUCUUGUUUCAUGUGAAAUUAUAUACAAAAAGGAACCUUCAGCUGUCCAGAAGAUCAAACAGAAGGAAGUAUAUGAACAGCAAAAGGAACUCAUUGUACUAGGGGAACGGGUUGUACUUGCUACACUGGGUUUUGACCUGAAUGUGCUCCAUCCUUAUAAACCCCUAGUUGAAGCAAUAAAAAAGUUCAAGGUUUCCACACAGAAUUCUCUUGCACAAGCGGCAUGGAACUUUGUGAAUGAUGGGCUGCGAACAUCGCUUUGCUUGCAGUAUAAGCCCCAUCAUAUAGCAGCUGGUGCUGUAUGUCUUGCUGCUAAGUUUCUUAAAGUGAAGCUGCCAUCUGAUGUUGAAAAGGGUUGGUGGCAAGAAUUUGAUGUCACCCCUCGGCAGUUGGAAGAUGUUAGCAACCAAAUGUUGGAGCUUUAUGAGCAAAACCGAUCAGGUCAAUCUUCUCAUUCUACUGAAGUAGAAGGAAACAUUGGUGGUAGUAAUAACGAGCCUAUUGUUACAACUUCAAGUGUUGGUAGGAGUUCAGUGUCAACAAAUGGGCAUGCUCAGGAUGCUGUGUUGACUAAUGUCGAGCAAGGUGGACAAACUCCAGGUCCUGCUUGGUCAUUUGGUUCACAGUCAUAUGCUGACAGUAAUCAUAUAGAUAAUCAUUGCAAACAAGGACAAGGUGAUGGAAAGGAGAGUGCUGGGUGUAAGAGUGAGAUUUGGGACCAUAAUAUGGGCGCUGAAGGCAAUGAUUGUUCAAGUAAUGAAUUUGAUAAGAGUUCAGACUGCAGGGAAAAUACUCUAGAAACUUCAUGUUGCUCUAAGCCUGAUCUACCACUGGGGAGUGCGGUGGUCAAUGAACGAGAUAAGGUGAAGGUGGAUAAGGAACUGAUGGAUGCAGGUUCAUCUACCAAAUCAUUGAGCAUCAGCAGGCAGAUCUCCGACUUUGGUGAAACUGCAAAAAUCUUCUUCCCACCAGAUUCCAUCAACAGAUGCAAAACUAAAGCUGCCUUAGAGAAGCAGCGGAGGCUUCAGAACAAUGGGGGACAGAAAAGAAAAUCAAUGGAUGAGCAUGAUGAUCUCAUAACAAGGGAUGGUUGUGAACUUCCUUGUAAGCUGGCUAGCCAGAGAGCUAUGGUUACAGGAAGAGAGCUAGAGUAUAUGCAGCAGUGUCACAAUCGUCACCAGUCAUGUGAUACAACAGGAUCCAGAGGCAACAGGUUGGAGAAGUUGCAUAACAAGCCAUAGAAGAGAGGAAGAGAAGUCAGUCACAACACUAGUUACUUUGGUAUGUGGGGAUUCUCACGUGCAUUUUAAUAAAAUCUACUGUGCAGCAUUAUACUUACUUGUUGGAUCUUUACAAUGUUCUCUGGGCUCUUAGUAAUUACGUCGAGCUGAUGUGCAAAUUGGAUCCACAUACACGCUUUUGAACGGUUGCAAAUUUCAUGACAGAGAUAUUCACUGGUGUGCUGCGUGCAUUUAGCAACAUUUACUUUACAUGAAAGUUCAUGUUGACCGUUGGGGGGUUCGUCUUCUCUUCGGGAUUUGUAGAGUACAACAGAAAUAUAUUGCAGAAAUGGGUUAUACAAUUACGAGAGGAACCUAAAAAGAAACACAUGCAUUAAUAUGUGAGAACAUAUUAAAAUAUUCUUGCUCGAACUCCCGGUUUGUUCUUGUCCGGAGCCGGCUGGUUUCUAUGAGCUUUUCGCCAUCCACCAAAGUGCUUCAGACCAUCUUUCGGAGCACCUGACACAAACAUAUAGCACCACAACAGGCAACAAACAGAACGAUUUAUUCUAGGCUAAGACCAUCCACUACACACGCAAGGCCACGAUAUAUAGUUCAAAUACUAAAUUAUUUAGAUCUCAAAAUCCAUGCAUAGCAGAAGACGAUACAGAAAACAAGACUACCAGACUCACAAAAAUCCUUGGGAAAGAGCAGACAUACGACAAUUGUCUCAAGUUUUAACGUAGAACAAUAAUAAAAUAGAAGCCAACCAUCAACCCCGCCACCGCCUGUCGAGCACCCAGUUCUGCUUCCAGACACCACCAGAUACCAUACCUGAGAGCUCGUCAACACGUCGGCACGGAGACAUGACAACAAGACUAUUAAUGACUCCAGACACGAAUGAUCCCCAAUCCUCAUUUCAUUUCUUCUUCUGAGCUGCUUUGGUAACCUUAGCGCCAGAGGGAUCCUUCUUCUCCACGCUCUUGAUGACACCCACAGCAACAGUCUGCCUCAUGUCUCUCACAGCAAACCUACCUAGUGGAGGGUAGCCAGAGAAGGUUUCCACCACCAUAGGCUUCGUAGGAAUCAUCUUCACAAAACCUGCAUCACCAUUCUUAAGGAACUUGGGCUCCUUCUCCAGCUCCUUGCCAGAUCGCCUAUCAAUCUUGGUUAACAACUCAGCGAAUUUGACUGCAAUGUGAGAGGUGUGGCAAUCCAAGACAGGAGCAUAACCAUUCCCAAUUUGGCCAGGGUGGUUCAUGAUGAUAACUUGAGAGGUGAAGUUAGCAGCCUCCUUCGCUGGGUCAUCCUUGGAGUUUGAGGCAACAAAACCACGUUUCAAAUCCUUCACAGCAACAUUCUUUACGUUGAAGCCAACAUUGUCACCAGGUAAAGCCUCCUGGAGUGCCUCAUGGUGCAUCUCCACGGAUUUGACUUCUGUAGUGAGUCCUGUAGGACCAAAGGUGACAACCAUACCAGGUUUCAGUACUCCAGUUUCAACACGACCAACAGGAACAGUUCCAAUGCCUCCAAUCUUGUAAACAUCCUGAAGAGGAAGGCGAAGAGGCUUGUCCGUUGGACGCUUGGGCUCAUUAAUCAAGUCAAGGGCUUCAAGGAGUGUCGGGCCCUUGUACCAGUCAAGGUUGGUGGAUCUCUCAAUCAUGUUAUCACCUUCAAAACCAGAAAUGGGCACAAAAGGAAUCUUAUCAGGGUUGUAGCCGACUUUCUUCAAGUAGGACGAGACCUC